Messenger RNA from Wyeomyia smithii (pitcher-plant mosquito), 1793 nucleotides. RefSeq lists its product as uncharacterized. Gene Ontology annotation, cellular component: extracellular region. Lineage: Eukaryota; Metazoa; Arthropoda; Insecta; Diptera; Culicidae. Gene Ontology annotation, molecular function: chitin binding. The coding region runs from base 204 to 1793 and encodes 529 amino acids. The record is from RefSeq and is a predicted model, not a curated record. The transcript is spliced from 4 exons.
GUGUUGAAAUUUCUGGUAGAUCAGGGCUGCUCCGUAGAUAGGUCAAAUUGUAACAAUUAUCCUUAUCUGGACAGUCGUCACAGUACGGUGCUGCCACUGAAGCACGAACCGUUCAACAUGGUCUAUAAAAACAGUUCGCGUUCCCGGUAGCCUUCUAGUUAUUGAACGGGAUUAUGUCCAAGAUAAACGAAUAGAGCGCGAUCAUGUUGUCGAGUAGCGUACUUUCGGUGCUAUUAUUGCUGGGGGUAGUGGAUUUAUGUGUCGGCAUCCGGCCUGGUAUUGUGUGUAGAAUUAAGGAUCCGUCGAUAGUGCAGAAGAAUUCCAAUGUACUGCUGAAUUGUCUGUAUGAAGUGUACCCAGUGGAGUUGACACAGGAUUUUGUUAGCAGCGUGGAUAGACUAGGCCCUCAAAAUAAGCUGUUUGCGUUAUAUGGUGGUGCCAGUUCGUGUAGUUAUUUUGGAAAUCUGAUCAAAACUCAAAACGGUAAACAGACCCUUGUGGAUACGAUUAAGACCCAGCUGCAGAAAAGUGGCUUCCGGGGAUUAGAUUUACAAUGUGACCCAGGGCAUCCACAAGUUUCGCAGAAAGAUUACGCUAAUUUUAUUCAACUGCUGCGUGAUCAAAUCGGUGGAGGAUACGUGAUAUCGGUGACUGUACGGACCACCACCAUAGAACAAUGUCUGGUGACCGCGCUAAACACGGCUGCUGAUCUGAUUAAUGUCCUACUAGAUGGUUCCUCCGUCCAAGCUCUGGUCGCGCUAGGAGUGAGCAGCCAGAAAAUUGUUUUGGAAGUGUCGCUGCCUCUUGUGCUGAGUUGCCCACUUGAUACUGGUGUAAACAACCUAUUUUCGGUGAUUGAUACCGCCGUUACUGUGAUCGACGGCCAGGGUCUGCUAGGUGCUACAAUCCAGCUUGAUCGAGAUGAUGUGGCUGGAGUCUGCGGCAUGGGAUGUUUCCCGUUGCUCAACAAACUGGCUUCCAGAUUGGAAGCGUGCACAAUUCGACCUGUGUCGCCGUGUGUCAAAAAUGGUCGCUGCAGUUUCAGCGGAUAUGCUCGCGACACUCGGGACUGUUCCCGUUUUUGUUCCUGCAACAACGGAAUGCAAAACCAAUUCCAGUGCCCCAAAGGAAUGUCGUUCGAUUUGUGCAGCAGCAGUUGUCAACCCGUUGUCCAGGUAAACUGCAAUCAAACCGCAUGUACUCUGGUGGGUGCAGUAAAUGUUGGAAAAAACAUUCCUAUUCCGAUCCCUUAUCCGUUUCCCUUUCCCGGAAACUGUGGCGGAAAUAACGGGAACAACAAUGGAAACAACGGUAACAAUGGAAACAACAACGGUAAUAAUGGCAAUAAUGGUAAUAAUGGUACUAACGGUUCCAAUGGAAACGGGAAUGUCAAUACGACAACCAUUAUUAUGGUCAACAAUCAAACCUCCGAGCUGUUGAAACUUCUGAAUGACACCGAUCUGGAGAAAACGAUAGGUGUUGUGAAUGAUGCGCUUAAGAACGUCUAUCCACCAUUGAAGAAUGUCGUUGAUUCGGUAAACCAGUUGCUGUCCGGUCUUCUGCUGGGUAACCAAGCUAUGAACGACACCAUGGGCAAGAUGGACGAAAUGCAGAAAAAGAUGGGUCUUCUGGAAAGUCUCCUCGAUGUUGUGAUAACAUUACUGAAGAAUCUGCUAGGGCUGGAUCUCAGUGGUUUGCUUGGUGGCCUGGGCGGUGGUGGUGGUAGCAGUCUACCCGGGGUAGGAGGUGGAGAUGUACCUGGGGUGGGUGGUUUGCUUGGCGGUUUAGGAUAA